This is a messenger RNA of Hyaloscypha bicolor E, 750 nucleotides long. RefSeq lists its product as uncharacterized. NCBI's taxonomy places the organism in Eukaryota, Fungi, Ascomycota, Leotiomycetes, Helotiales, Hyaloscyphaceae. The record is from RefSeq and is a predicted model, not a curated record. Bases 146 to 637 code for a protein of 163 amino acids. The transcript has a single exon.
GGCUCACUCGGGGCCGUGUGAUAGUUUAGUAAAUUCAGAAACGUAAAAUGCCCAGAGAGAAAUUUUCAAACAGAAGUUGACUGGCUGACAUGAAAUCUCGUCUAAUGAGAAGGCCCGUCUCCGAGCUGGCGGUGACUGGGCGCCGAUGCCCCCCCUGCGAGGGCCCACAAGGCUGAUAGAUAGUUCUCACUCGAGAUCUCACGCAAAGAUCCACGCCUCAGCCUCAGCCUCCGUAACUGGACUUGGUAUCCCAUACGGCCAUUUCAGCACCGAAAGUAUGAAUGCGGGGCUAUGCAUUCUAUAUUCGAAGUCAGCUCAAUUGACUCUGCCAAGCGGGGAGAUUACUUUGCGAGGAGGGGAGAUGGUUGAUUUGGACGGCUGGACUUGGCGCCGUGACCGGAACCAGCACAGGACCUCAGAGAUGAAGCCUCACGUAAGAAGCCGCUUUCCUUUGGACUGGCAACGCCUACAUCCGAUCCCGAAGAGCCAAGAGCCAAGAGCCAUUAUUGCCCCGAAAGAGGAGGGCCAGCAGAGAGCGAGCGGAUGGGAAUUAUUCAGCCGGCCGAACCUGGACGCGAGAGGUGCGAGAGCACAGUCAGCACCGCAUCUCAUGUCCAAUCAAGGGCCCUCCAUUUAACUCCGUCCAUCCAUCGGCGGAAUCGAGAGGACAAAAGCUAUCGCCGGCCUCGCGUGUCUGGCGAAUGGGAGAGAUUUCGCUGUUAACGUGAUCGAUCCCCUUGGCCUGCGGAU